Molecule: messenger RNA, 312 nt
Organism: Knipowitschia caucasica
Lineage: Eukaryota; Metazoa; Chordata; Actinopteri; Gobiiformes; Gobiidae
Source: the annotation of a GenBank genome assembly
AUGGUUCAAUGUUUUGCACACAUACGGGUAGUUGUGACCAGCACGCUGAUUGGCUAUCCCAGCCUCUGCGUCAUUGGGUCCCCCACGUCGUAUUUUCCCGAACACGCGCAUGCGCAGCUGUUUUUUCAGUCCAGCGUGAAGUGUACGGUCCAGAAAGGCUUCGACGCAGUUUGUCUGGAGGUAGUCCCCUUCAACCCACAUCAGGGGCCCCCCUCUGGCCGCACCAGGGGUCUGCACAGCUCGCCCCAGGACGCAUUUGGACUCCGCGCAGAUGCUCUGAUUUUGGGCACUCUCCAUCCCCCUGGUGGAUGA